Molecule: messenger RNA, 2148 nt
Organism: Candidozyma auris
Lineage: Eukaryota; Fungi; Ascomycota; Pichiomycetes; Serinales; Metschnikowiaceae
Exons: 1
Coding region: 1-2148 (715 amino acids)
Source: RefSeq, a predicted model, not a curated record
AUGAACACCCCGCUGAAGCCUCCCAAAUCUCUGUCGAAGGGGUCUCCCAGGGCCACUCCUACAAAAGGAAGUCCUGUGCCACUUCAAAAGCAACACUCUGAGCUCAUGGCCAGGUCCAAUAGUCUUGCGAGGGAAUACGCUCAGCUUGAGCAGGAGCUCAACAACAAGAACGCCUUGGUGGAAGAACUCUCUACGAAGGUGGCAAACACAGAGCGCAUGUUGAAAGCGCUUCAGGAGGAACGUCGCAACGAGCUGGCUCUCUACGAAAAAGAGAUCGCGUUCUACAAGGACACAAUUGCUGAUUUACAGAGGAAGUCGCUGAAAUACCUACAACAGCUUGAGCACGGCCGGUCCCACUCGCAUCAGGUGUCGCAGGAGCUCGAUGAGAAGUACGCUAAAUUACUCAAAUCGGUGAAGGUGUUGCAGCUGGAUCUCGAGUUGGAACGCAACCUGAAAGCGUUGCUCAUUGACCAGAUCGAGUAUUUGACCAAAGAGCGUGAUUUCUUGAUCGAUCAUCACAACGCCUCCUCCUCCGAAGAAAAAGCUGCUCUAAGCAAUGCUACGUCGAGAAUAGCUUCUGGCAAUUCAGUCUUGCGCCACGAUAUUACCCCUUCAGCGCCAAACAACGCUACUUUUGACGAUGAUUCGAAUUCUGACAACAGCGUUCAUGAAAACCAUAUGUUGAGCAGUUUGGCGGAAGAUUUGGCUACUGGAACUGGCUGCGAUGCAGUGGACACAUCUUCACCAAUCAAGGACCACUCUUACAAGGAAGACAGCUUCAUGAACGUGGCACAAAACUUCCAGUUUCCUCCUUCUCCGGAGAAAAUGCCAGCUCCAGAAUCUAGACUUCCCCCAUCUCCAGACUCAGAUGCAAAAUACAGAAAGAGAAUCUCACUUCCAACGCAGCUUAAGCAGCAUGAUGAUUUCGUGCUCUCUCCUUUAAAAUUGACGAGUAACGCGAACGGUUCCUACUUCGAGACCGAGGGUUCUGUUCCAUCCUCCAAGCGAUCCAGCAAGAGACAUUCCAUGUUGAAACCAAACCAUUCCAGGUACAACUCACAUGAUUUCGUACCUAUCAAGGUUGAGUUUGAGCAGCAAAAUGAUCUGUACAGAAGUGCUUCCGCCCCCGUGAGAGGACACUUGAACAAUCUUGAUGAAGCAGACGAAGAUACACAAGAGGCGGAUCGCAACGAAGCCUUGAGAAAACUACAGGGGUUUGAACCUUCGAAACGCGACUCUAUGCUCUCGAGUUCGUCCAAGCGUUCUAGUAUGUACACAGAUCUCAAUAUUCUGAGUGGCGACAUCACUAAGCAAGAGAUCAUGAAGCUCAAGUUCGAAUUGCAGUCGCUCAAAUUGCACAACGAAAAGCUAUUGUCUUAUAUUGGAUUUGAACUUCAGAAGCAGAAGAAAAACAUCAAGAAACUAUCGAGCCGAAGUAACUUACGUGGCAACAUGGAGUAUUCUGACGCCAAGUUGAUCGAGAAGCUGCGGGACAUGUUAAUUCAGAAGAAAAGAGUGCUCCGCUCUGUAUCUGUCAACCCUAUUCUAUCAACAAAACUAUCCAAGCCGCUCAAUUUGUUUGAACCGACGGUUGGAUUAGGCCUCAUAAAUUCUCCGAGCCAAGAGGAUGAGGACGAUGAUGAUUUUGUGUUCAAGAGUCAUUUUAUAAACUCGCUCACUAACGCAGAUUGUGACGAUUACGGCUUUUUAUCACACCAUCGCAAGCAUAGUCUGAGACUUUUUUCGAAUAACACGCAGCAGUACCUCAAUGAAGCGGAUGCAAAGCAGCCGAAGAAGUUCAAGUCGCAAACGUUUGCGCCACCACUGGAGUCACAAGAAGAUCUCUUCUCUCAAUUCGAAACAGAUUGGGAGCAGAGUAUAGAUGGCGAUGAUGAGCAAGAGGAUGGAGAGGAGUGGGAGAGUACAGCCAGUGAAAGGUCGAGUGGAAGCGAAAUUGACUACGCCAAGCUCAACACCCUCAACCAACUCCGGUAUCUUAUCAUGGGCAAGGAGCACUUCCGUAGGAAACGCCGGAGCGAGGAAGAGCCAUUGGUUGAUGAAACGUUGAAAUAUAAAUUUCUCACUGUUGUGAUUGGCAUAACGGUGUUGGGACUACGAUUCACAGCGCAUCCGCAGCAGCAUAAUUAA